This is a messenger RNA of Emys orbicularis (European pond turtle), 1302 nucleotides long. Its product is annotated as keratin, type I cytoskeletal 23-like. The transcript has 8 exons. The coding region runs from base 1 to 1302 and encodes 433 amino acids. Lineage: Eukaryota; Metazoa; Chordata; Testudines; Emydidae. Gene Ontology annotation, molecular function: structural molecule activity. The record is from RefSeq and is a predicted model, not a curated record. Gene Ontology annotation, cellular component: cytoskeleton.
AUGAGCUCCAGCCAAGGCCGUUUCCAAUUUUCUUCUGGAUCCCACAGGGGUAGUGCAGGGUGUGAUUUGGCUCUGCUAGGAAGCUCCUACAGACCUUCAAGUGCACAUGGAGGGGCCAUUGGCACAUCUGUCUCCAUUUCCUCCACCAGGCCUCUCUGGAUGGCCUCUGGAGUGGGGGUAUCUUGGGGAGCCUUUGGCAAGAGCCAUGGGGAUAGCAUCUUUCUGGGCGGGAAUGAGAAACAGACCAUGCAAAACCUGAAUGACCGUUUGGCUGCUUAUCUGGAGAAGGUACGUUCUCUGGAAGCAGCUAAUGCUCAGCUGGAAAGCUGUAUCUUGGAGUGGCACAAGAAGAGGUCUCAUGAAAAGAAGCGUGACUUCAACCAAUAUGAGCAAAACAUCACUGACAUGCAAGGACAGAUUGAGGAUGGCAAGAUCACCAAUGCCAGUAUUUUUCUGCAUAUUGAUAAUGCUAAAAUAGCAUCUGAAGAUUUGAGUCUCAAAUAUGAGGCGGAGCAGUCUCUCAGGCAGGGAAUGCAAAUCAGUGUUGAGAACCUGCGUAAGGAACUUGACAACCUGACCAUUGUCACGACAGAUCUGGAAAUGGAGAUUGAAGGCAUCCAGGAAGAGCAGAUCCUCAGGAAGAAAGACCAUGAGAAGGAUAUGGGGGAGCAUCAUUCAUCAAAGGAUUUCAAGGUCAAUGUGCAAGUGAAUGCAGUGCCGAAAGAAGAUUUGGCCAAGAUUUUAGCAGGGAUAAGAAAGGAUUAUGAAGCCAUUAUUGAAAAGAACCACCAAGGCCUAGAGGUCUGGUACAAAGAGCAGACUGCAACUGUGUCCCCUGCGGCAAAUAUCAGUCCAGAAGAAAUACAGAACAAUGAAAGUGAAAUCAAGAACCUGAGGCGGACUUUUCAGGCCUUGGAGAUUGAGUUGCAGGCACAAUUUAGCAAGAAAUAUGCCCUCAAAGGUACCUUGGCCGAGACCCAGGCUCACUAUACAUUUCAGCUCCAGAAUAUACAACAAUCCAUCUGUAACUGCGAGGAAGAGCUGAGUCAACUCCGCCAAGACAUCAAGUGCCAGAACAAUCAGUAUAAGAUCCUCCUUGGGAUCAAAACCCGCCUGGAAAAGGAGAUUUCCACUUAUCGUCAGCUCCUGGAGGGAAAUGCUGAUGGAAUAACAAAAAACUUUGAAUCAAGCACUAAAGAACAUGCUGGAAUGACCAGUCAAAAGCUCAAAACAAUCACGCAGGACAGUGUGAAUGGGCAGGUGGUGUCCUCCACCAUAAAUGAAAUCGACCAGCAGAUGUGA